AUGAUAUUCACGCUUCGGCGAGUCUCGCUUUUGUCUCUUCGGGUUGGUCUUAGAAAGAGUCGGGCAGGUCGCGCGCCGCACACAGAGAUCGCCCCGGCCCCCCACUUGCGCUUCGCGGGCUCCCCCCUGGCCGCGGUAGCGGCGGCGGCGGCCGCCGUCGCCGCCCUCUCCACCCCCCCGCCGGCGACAGCAUCAAGUGCUUCCGGCUCUGCUGUGCCGCCGUCUGCUAAUAAUCCCGAGGCAGGAGCCGCAGACGCAGCUACAGCGGCGGCGGCGGCGGCGGUAGGGCGCAGCGGAGUCUCCUCAACAGGAGGCAGUGUCCGCGGUAUCGGAGAAUCCCCCCGAGCGCUUGCUGCGCACGCUCUGACGGCGUUCCGCGCCCCGGGGUCGGGAGGCGGUGCCGCCGCCGCCGUGCCCUCGGCGACGGGGUCGAAUCUUGCCGCGAAGCCGGCGGCGGCGGCGGGGGCGGGGGCCGCGGCAGCAGACGGGCCGGGGGGCGCGACGGCCGCCCCGGCGUCUGGGGGAGGGAUGGGCGCGAGGGGGGUCAUCGGGGGUGACCCCGGCGGUGGCGGCGGGCUGACGCCUCUGGCUCUUGCGCAGCUGGCUUCCGCUAGUCCUCGCUUCCAGCUCGCUGCGCUGGGCUUGUUGCCGGCAGCCUACGGCGGGGGCGGCGCGGGGGGGGNNNNGGCGCGGGGGGGGGUGGUCAUGUCCCUCCCCCUCGCCCCCCAGGUCUCCAUGCUAGGGCAGGCCAGCCAAGAACAAGAGCACCGCGCGGCGGAGCCGUCCGCGGCCGGUGCCGGUGGCGAGCAGCAGCAGCUCGAGGAUAUUGCCGCCAUCGGUGACGUGGCGGCUGAGGCGGCCGCUGGCAACGGCGCCGAAGGGAAGCCCCUCAUUCCCCCGUCCAUGCUCCUGGCCGCUUUCUCGCAAGACCAAGCCGCGGUCGCGGCUUCAGAGGCGGUGGAAGCCGGCGCCGCGGCCGCUCCCGCGCCCCUGCCCAUGGAUGCCGGAGCGACUGGAACGGGGGCGACGGUGGCAACAGCAGCGGCCGCAGGCGGGGGGGGCGAAGUGCCGGUGGAACAGCUUCCCCUCAGGUCCCCAUCCCAGGGGCUGAACCUGCUGCUGCUGUCACAGGAGCUGCAGGAGGCGGCCGGAACGCCGAGGCCCUCCGCGGGGGGGGCGGUGUCUUCAAAGAAGUGCACUACCGAGCGGAGUGGGUCGAGCGAGAACGGGCGGGGGAGGGAGGCGGGCUCCAAGCCCGCGGGCCCGAAGCCGGUGAGCCCCAAGCUGGCGAGCCCCAAACCGGCGAGCUCCAGGCCAGCGGCGGUGGCGGCGGCGGCGGCCUCACGGCCUUCUUCCUCCACCGCCUCCCGGUCUUCUUCCUCGCCGGAAUGCUGCUGUUGUUGCGGGGGGGGGGGGNCCUCAUGCGACAGGUGCACGAUGCGCAAGAUCAAGUGCGACGGGAGGGAGGGCAAGUGCCAAAGGUGCGACAGAGAUAACCAGUUCUGCCACUACAGCCUCAAGUCCAAGUCAGGCCCCAAGCCCAACUCCAUCCGCAGGAAGUCGUCGCCUAGGUCCCCAAGGGAAGAGAGUCGUCCCUCACCCUUAUCCUUAGCCAAUCUACCGCCGGGUCGAAUCCGCGGCGCCCCCGGUAGGGCGGCACCGCCUCUGACUUCGAGGCCUUCUCCGGCGGCGAGGUCCUUGGCGACGGCAACAGGCUCGAUGAGACUGGCAGGGGCAGAUCCGCGAGCCAACGGUAUCACGGGUGUGCGGUCGGGGAACCUGGGCAACGCAAGAGCGAUGGAGCUGCUGCCGCCGCCGCCGCCGCCGCUGCCGCACGAAACGGCACCAGUAGCAUCAGCGGUGGCAGCGGCGGCGGGGACGUCCAAGGCGGCACCCGUAGUAUCAUCGGGCGCGACCACCGUGCCACUGGAGGUGGCAUCCGUCGUAACGGCGGCGGCGGCGGCGGCGGCGGCACCCACCGCGGCGGCACAAGUGAUAACGCCCACGGUGCCGACGGCGAGCGGAGGACAACCCGCUGCAGCAGCGGCAGAGGGGACCGGUGCCCCAGAUGGAGCCGCAAGGGGGCCAGCGGAUAGCGGCACUGUUGUUGUCGGUGGUGCCGCGGAGCCUCGUGUCCCCGUCGGCGCCGUUGCUGAUACAUCGGAGGCCGGUGGCAGGGGGAGCGCCGGUGCCGGCGCGGGUGUUGGUGUCGGUCGCGGCAUGUUUUCCUCCGCUACCGGUAUGGACGGGGGCGGCGGUGGCGGAGGAGGAGGAGGAAGAGGAAGAGGAGCCAUGGCUGGGCCUGGUUCCGCGAAGGGUCACAACGAGGCGGUGGAAGCCUCGAGGAAAACUGGUAUGGUCUUCUGAGUUAUGUGGCUAGAAGACAGCAUGAAGCUCGUUGCAGCCCAUCAAAUCGAGGACACGAGGCUCUUUUAGGUCUUCAGUCGGGAUGGGGAUUGGUGUCGUCUGCUUGGGUGUGGU
This is a messenger RNA of Ectocarpus sp. CCAP 1310/34, 2481 nucleotides long. The record is from the annotation of a GenBank genome assembly. NCBI's taxonomy places the organism in Eukaryota, Phaeophyceae, Ectocarpales, Ectocarpaceae.